UUUUCCCCUCGAUCAAUAAACAUUAACCUCCCGCCUGCAUCUGCGGGCCACAAAGGGAAACAAGCAGGUAGGGGAGCCACUCUGUGAGCUGAGAGCCCAGAGGAUGUGGUGAGCGCCGCGGACAAACUCGCAGCUCAACUCGAGUCAGAGGGUUGCUGGAGAACACGGCAGCCCUGGCGCUCAGCAGCCCUUCCUGGGAGAGCGCGGUGGGUGCUGCAAGAGGGAGACUGGCUUCUGGGAAGAGGGUACAUGGGCUGCAUUGAAGUGCUGCGCUCCAUGCGCUCCCUGGACUUCAACACGCGGACGCAGGUCACCAGGGAAGCCAUCAACAGACUGUACGAGGCGGUGCCUGGGGUGAAAGGGGCCUGGAAGAAGAAGGCACCCAACCGAGCCCUCUUCUCCAUCCUGGGCAAGAGCAACCUGCGCUUCGCCGGGAUGAGCAUCGCCGUCAACAUCUCCAUCGACGGGCUCAACCUCAUGAUCCCCACCACCCGGCAGGUGAGUCCCCGCGCCAUCGCGCCCCCGCCGGGCUCUGGGGAGCUGCGCGGCCCCUAG
This is a messenger RNA of Pelodiscus sinensis (Chinese soft-shelled turtle), 555 nucleotides long. The record is from RefSeq and is a predicted model, not a curated record. NCBI's taxonomy places the organism in Eukaryota, Metazoa, Chordata, Testudines, Trionychidae.